Mastomys coucha (southern multimammate mouse) is the source of this 2621-nucleotide messenger RNA. It is a transcript of the gene Chodl, whose product is annotated as chondrolectin. Bases 443 to 1261 code for a protein of 272 amino acids. NCBI's taxonomy places the organism in Eukaryota, Metazoa, Chordata, Mammalia, Rodentia, Muridae. The transcript is spliced from 7 exons. Gene Ontology annotation, biological process: positive regulation of axonogenesis. Gene Ontology annotation, cellular component: cytoplasm. The record is from RefSeq and is a predicted model, not a curated record.
GCAGAGCGGCUGUUGCUGCUUGCUUCUGCUGCUGCUGUUGCUGCUGUUGGCUGCUGUUGGAGCCACGACCAGGGCACAACAGCUCAGUCCCUUAGAACACUGAGAUCUGAGAAGGAGGGGAAGGCGGCUGCUUAGGUUUGCGCUAGAGCUCCUUUCACCUUUCCAACAGAUACAGACACAGGAACUUUUAAUAUUGUCCCCUGGUCCCAGACACACGCCCACGGUGUCCUGCACUCCAGCCCAGAGCCGCACGGGGCAGUCAGACAGCUGGUCCUCCCUAAAGGCGAUGCUUACAGGGAUCCUAGCUCCUGCGCUGGGAAGGAGGGAGUAGGACCCAGCAGGAGAGCAAGGAAGCUGCUGGUUAGAGCCAACAGCGGUGGCCGCGGUGCGGGAGGUCCUCGCCUUUCCUCCACUGGACACCUGCUGCAGAAGCCUCGCCACGAUGAUCCGCAUCGCCUCGCUGUUGCUGGGAGCUGCGCUACUCUGCGCCCAGGGAGCCUUUGCCCGAAGGGUGGUCAGCGGUCAAAAGGUGUGUUUUUCUGAUGUGAAACAUCCCUGCUACAAAAUGGCCUACUUCCAUGAACUGUCUAGCCGGGUGAGCUUCCAGGAAGCACGGCUGGCCUGUGAAAGUGAAGGAGGUGUCCUUCUCAGUCUUGAGAAUGAAGCUGAACAGAAGUUAAUAGAGAGCAUGUUGCAGAACCUGACAAAACCGGGAACAGGUAUUUCAGAUGGUGACUUCUGGAUAGGACUUUUGAGAAGUGGAGAUGGCCAAACAUCGGGAGCCUGCCCAGAUCUCUACCAGUGGUCUGAUGGAAGCAGCUCCCAGUUCAGGAACUGGUACACUGAUGAACCUUCUUGUGGAAGUGAAAAAUGUGUAGUCAUGUAUCAUCAACCAACUGCCAAUCCUGGCCUAGGAGGUCCCUACCUUUACCAGUGGAAUGACGACAGGUGCAACAUGAAGCACAAUUACAUCUGCAAGUAUGAACCAGAGAUUCAUCCAACAGACCCUGUUGAAAAGCCGUAUCUUACAAACAAACCUGAAGACACCCCUGAGGAUGUGGUUGUUACUGAAGCAGGCAUAAUUCCCAAUCUAAUCUAUGUUAUUAUACCAACGAUUCCACUGCUCUUACUGAUACUGGUUGCUUUCGGAACCUGCUGUUUCCAGAUGUUGCAUAGAAGGAAAGCAAGGAGAAACUUCAUCAAAGACUCCACUCCAUUAUCAUCUGAGUGCCUUGCUGAAAGUUUAAAUUCCAAUCUGUAAAGGAAGAACAAAAACUAGCCCGAACCAGUCUACACUAUGGAUUUCAAAAAGCACGAGGAAGGAAAGUGGCAUGGAGGUAUAAUAAUGAACUGACAUUGUUCUGGAAAAUAAAAAUAGUUUUGUAAUUCUUGAUCAGUGUAAGGAAUGGCAUCAUUACUUUGGAAUGGCUUAAAUCUCAAAGGAUCUGCAAGAUGAACUGUAAGCUCCCCCUUGAGGCAAAUGUCAAAAUAAUUUUUAUAUGUUCAAAGUUUCACUUACAAAAUAUGCUGAGUGAGACCUGCUUACUCUCCUAAAGGAUACACCCAAACUUUAUGUAAAUGAAAUGGACCGUGCAGAUGCAAUUUUUGUGGACAAAUCUGGAAUACCUGUGUUGGGAGCAGUUACUCUUGCUUUUUUUUUCAUCUUCAUAAAUUUUGAUCUACUUCAUGUAAUAUAAGUUGUAUUCCAAUUUACAGUGUGCAAAACAUUUACCUUUGCAAAAGUGUUUGAUGAAAAUAGAGUGUUCUGAUAUUUAUAUUUAUGGCAUUUGAUUUUUACAUAUAUGCUGCUUUCAUUAAAAUUGAAUUCACACAGAUAUAAAGAAAUCUUUCCAUAGGGAAAACAUUUCUUUUGUAGGAUAGUUUAUGUUCUUUCUGUUUCUUUGCUUUGGGUUCAAUAAAGUUUAGGAAGUCUCUUCAGAAAUAAGAAACUAUUUCCUUGACUGUGCUAUAAAUAUGCUGAAAUACUUUACUUAGAGGCAAGAACUGUCUAACUUCAAUUGUGCAAGACACGUGCCUUACAAUUAUUCUUAAUUUAAAAUUAAACAGAUUUUUGUAAUAAAGUAUCUUUAUUAAUACUUGUAUAGACACCAAUAUAGUUAACCUUGAAAAAAUUGUCAUCCCGCAGUACAAAUCACAGGUCUUCACAUGUUGCCUAUAGAAUUGCAAAAAGCUCCCAGAGUGCCAGGAAUCAAUGUGGCUCCUCCCUGUCAAUCAAACAGGAUGACUAUUGGAAGGCUUUGGAGUCAGACAGCUGCUGUUUGGCUGAGGUUUUCCUAACUGAAUUUAGUCUGUAUAAUAUACAAAGUGCAACGGUUUCCGGCAGUGUGAUGCUAAACAGAACACACUGAUUAAGAAAAGAAGAAGAAGAAAAACAAAACUACAAAUCACAUCAGUUAACGGGCCAUGGACUAGAGGUCACUGAUGUUUGCUUAUCUUUGAUGAGUGUUGUUUGUUAUUGUGAACUGUGGCUUCCUUCUGUCUGAUGGAGUUUCCUCAACAUGUAGUGUUUGUUCUUCUCAAGAGAGUUGUAACUAUUUUGUCUUCAAAUGUCCCUGUGUCACUUUUAGCCAAAUAAAGAGUUCUUGUUUCUGAAGAAUGAU